AGUGUACGUCAUUGUGGUUCUGUCAAAAACCAAUGAGAAUAUCACGAAUGGAUUAUUCUUGAGCAAAGGUAGUGAUUUGUGUUAUUUUUCUUCUUCGUAUUGUUGAAAAAACCCAAAUUUUAGUAGUUUUUCCAACGUUUUUUGUUUUACUGUUAUGUGCAAUUCAUUCCCACAUCACUUACACAUUUGCUAAAUUAAAUAGCAAACCAAAAUAGUCGUAUCUUGGUUUACGUUGAUUCUCAAAUGAAUGUGCAAGAAGUAUUUUUGGCUGCUAUUUCUUUGAUAUCAGCACUAUUUAUUGUCGUUUUGGUUGUUUGUUUAGGUUGGUACUUGGUCUGGAAGCUGUUUUUGUCACGAUUCCGUUUAGUUCGUGAACUGUUGGGUCUAAGGAAUGACAGUUCGACACAUCGAAGCGAGGAACAAGCAAAUAAAUUGAAUAAACCAAAGAAGGUGCGACGAGACUAAUAUUAGGAAACAGAACUAGAACAAAACAAAAUGAAUAUUCGCUGCGCAAAGCCGGAAGAUUUAAUGAAUAUGCAGCAUUGCAAUUUGUUGUGUCUGCCGGAAAACUAUCAAAUGAAGUACUACUUUUAUCAUGGUUUAACCUGGCCACAAUUGAGCUAUGUCGCCGAAGAUGACAAAGGGAAUAUUGUUGGCUACGUUUUGGCUAAAAUGGAAGAACCGGAACCGAACGACGAACUGCGUCAUGGCCACAUUACAUCGUUGGCGGUGAAACGAUCAUAUCGACGUCUUGGACUGGCACAGAAGCUAAUGAAUCAGGCAUCGCAGGCUAUGGUCGAAUGUUUCGAGGCGCAGCAUGUGUCGUUGCAUGUACGAAAAAGUAAUCGUGCUGCGUUGAACCUCUACACGAAUUCGUUGGGUUUCAAAAUAUUGGAAAUUGAACCCAAGUAUUACGCAGACGGUGAAGACGCAUACUCUAUGAGACGUGACUUGACCGAAAUUGCUAAGGAACUGGAUCCGGAAAAAUUUGAAAUGUCUUUUGGACAACGAGCUAAGAGUGCACACGACCAUACACAUCAAGGACAUGAUGGCCACUGCUGUUAAUUAGAGGAAAUAAACCGAAAAAUUAAAUUUUUGUAUCGCAAAAUUUGGAAACAAGAGAAACCAACGGAAAAUUAUACAAAAAAAAUCCAAAUUU
Messenger RNA from Bradysia coprophila, 1159 nucleotides. RefSeq names its product GNAT family N-acetyltransferase vnc (gene vnc). Gene Ontology annotation, molecular function: protein-N-terminal-glutamate acetyltransferase activity; protein N-terminal-serine acetyltransferase activity. Gene Ontology annotation, biological process: N-terminal protein amino acid acetylation. Gene Ontology annotation, cellular component: NatA complex. NCBI's taxonomy places the organism in Eukaryota, Metazoa, Arthropoda, Insecta, Diptera, Sciaridae. The record is from RefSeq and is a predicted model, not a curated record.